Helicoverpa armigera (cotton bollworm) is the source of this 1529-nucleotide messenger RNA. Its product is annotated as erbin. The transcript is spliced from 4 exons. Lineage: Eukaryota; Metazoa; Arthropoda; Insecta; Lepidoptera; Noctuidae. Gene Ontology annotation, molecular function: protein binding. The coding region runs from base 227 to 1468 and encodes 413 amino acids. The record is from RefSeq and is a predicted model, not a curated record.
CGUGCGUUCGCUCGAUGGGAUGCAGUCUUCUUCAGUCGGGAAUCAGGGGAGCUCGCUUCUCACUUUUACGUUUCAAACAGACGUAUGGACAAAGCUUUUAACUCACACGUUAUAACAUAAACAAGAACUGUCUGCUUGAGUGCAUUACUUUUAAACAGCUAUAAGUGAAGUGAAAAAUGAACUAGCAAAAACAGUCGAUAGAAAUAAACUAGUGCAAAUAAUAAACAUGAAUUAUAAUGAUGAAUUAACACAAACCAACGUUUUGCAUUGGAACUACAGAGGAUUUACGGAAUUCCCUCUAAACGAGCUGAAGGGUGAGGAAUCAGAAGUGACAGAUAUAUAUUUGAAGGAGAAUCUGUUGACUCGUUUGCCAAGUAACAUCGGGGUUUUGGAGCACUUGGAAAGCCUGUACGUAAGCGGUAAUGAUAUAACGGAGUUGCCGAGAGAGAUUUCCAAGUUGCGAUGUCUCAAGUGCCUAGAUGUGAGCGGGAACAGAUUGAGGCGUAUUCCUGAUGAGAUAGGUGAAGCGAGGAGCUUAAAGUUCCUCAUAUUAGACGAGAAUGAACUAACGGAGUUGCCGCUGAGGAUCUCAGAGUUAAGACGCCUACGGUACCUAUCGGUUUGUGAUAACAAAUUGAGAUGGCUUCCCCAGCGGCCUGUUUACAACUACCACCACUGUGAGUUUCGUUUCUGGAGGAACUGCAACUUGAAGACUUUGCCAUACUCCCUGUGGUAUCACAUGUUUAGGGACCAACAAACUAGAUGUCUCAAUAUUGGGUGCCUAGAUGCUGCAACUAGUCAAAACACUAAUAACAGAAAUAAUCAGUGCAAAUUAAAACUAAGUCAAGACUCCAAUGAAAUAGAGGUCAAAAUCGAAUGCCCACCACAGCACAACGUAAUAUUAGAAUCUAAGUACUAUUCCCCGCCCAGUUUGUACGAGAUUUGUAGAAGACAGUUCUAUCAGAUGAUAAUCACAGCUGUGAAGAAGCUCAAUCCACAAACGUACAGUUUUUAUUCCGAACAUGUAACUGAGAAUCUGUACAAUGAACAUAAUAAUAACAACUUAGUUGAUCUACAAGAGAAUUUCCAUAGUAUCAACAUUGAUCCUAGAGAUGACAAAUAUUCAGAUGAGAAUGGGAACAAAUACAAAUCGGUUUCAGUAAAAGAGGCGGUUUAUAGAAAAGCUACGAAACCAUAUUACGUACCGGCUGAUGUGCUAAGGGAGCAUUUUGAUUUCUUGCCCAAUGUACUGAUAUCGGAUUUGAGCAGUGGGCCGGUUUCAACGUGUGAGAAUUUGAACUGUAAGAAGGCAAUUUUUGAUCACGUCUAUUAUGAAUUUUGUUUUGGGGAAAUAAUCCUGAUCGAUAAAAUUGAAGACGUCCUCCUAAGUGCCACGUUUUGUUCCAAAUACUGUGCUGAUUAUUGGAAAAGAAGCAAAGACGCUUUACCAUGGAGUUUAGAAAAUUGAAAAUUAUGUGAAUAAGUUUGUGUUGUAAAAGAAUGCGAUUACAAAUAAUUUGAUUUUGAAA